Molecule: messenger RNA, 1403 nt
Organism: Striga asiatica
Lineage: Eukaryota; Viridiplantae; Streptophyta; Magnoliopsida; Lamiales; Orobanchaceae
Source: the annotation of a GenBank genome assembly
CGGCUCAUUUGCCUCGUUCUUUUUUGGGUAAAAUCUAAAAUAAUAAAACAGAAAAAACCCAAAUUUUUUUCGCCUCCACAAUUCUUUGCGCCUCAGCCCCUCCGCUGCCAUCUCCCUCCACCGGAUCUGUUUGAUUCAUUUUUCUGCUCAUAUACAUACAAACAAUACGUACACCCCUCCCCGUACUGCUUACUCAUUCAUAUAUACGCACAUAUUGACUGCUGUUGGUGGGCUGUAAUUUCUUGGAGAGCCAAUCGAUCAUUCUCUUUCAUUUGAAGCACAGAGAAAAGAUUAGAAUGGAUUUGGACCAGUGGAUUACAAAAGUGAAAGAUGGGCAGCACUUGUCUGAGGAUGAGCUCCAGCUCCUUUGUGAAUACGUAAAGGAGAUUCUAAUUGAGGAGUCAAAUGUCCAGCCUGUCAACAGUCCUGUCACAGUUUGUGGCGAUAUCCAUGGACAAUUUCAUGAUUUAAUGAAACUUUUCCAGACUGGUGGUCAUGUACCAGAAACAAAUUACAUAUUUAUGGGAGAUUUUGUUGAUCGUGGUUAUAAUAGUUUAGAAGUUUUCACGAUCCUUUUGCUUCUCAAAGCAAGAUACCCUGCUAACAUCACUCUCCUACGUGGAAAUCAUGAAAGCAGACAACUAACUCAGGUUUAUGGGUUCUAUGAUGAGUGCCAAAGAAAGUAUGGGAAUGCAAAUGCAUGGCGAUAUUGCACAGAUGUCUUUGACUAUCUAACACUAUCAGCAAUUAUUGAUGGCACGGUACUAUGUGUGCACGGUGGCCUAUCCCCAGAUAUUAGAACCAUUGAUCAGAUUCGAGUAAUUGAAAGGAACUGUGAGAUUCCCCAUGAAGGGCCCUUCUGUGACUUGAUGUGGAGUGAUCCUGAAGAUAUCGAGACGUGGGCUGUUAGUCCUCGAGGAGCAGGCUGGCUUUUUGGUUCCAGGGUUACAUCUGAGUUCAACCAUAUUAACAAACUUGAUCUAGUUUGUCGGGCACACCAACUUGUUCAAGAAGGCCUGAAGUACAUGUUUCAGGAUAAAGGACUAGUGACUGUGUGGUCUGCACCAAAUUAUUGUUAUCGAUGUGGAAAUGUGGCAUCAAUAUUAAGCUUCAAUGAGAAUAUGGAGCGAGAGGUGAAGUUUUUCACAGAGACUGAAGAGAACAACCAAAUGCGUGGACCAAGAACCGGAGUUCCUUAUUUUCUUUGAUUGAGUUUGCUUCAUUUAGAAUAUGAUUUUGGUGCUUCUGUUAAGACUUUGUGCUGCUUUUUUUGUUUUUUUUUUUUUUAACAUAGUUCUUGAUAUGUAUCACCCCUUGUCUUUAGUAGGAUUUGUGUUUGUUGUCUUUUCACGCAUUUAAAAAGAUCUAUUGUUUAGACAAAAGUGGUUAUGCUCGAACUCAUU